Messenger RNA from Coregonus sp. 'balchen', 21400 nucleotides. NCBI's taxonomy places the organism in Eukaryota, Metazoa, Chordata, Actinopteri, Salmoniformes, Salmonidae. The record is from the annotation of a GenBank genome assembly.
CUUCCUCAGCCUAGCCUAACAGUGAUUCCUGCAGUCAUCAAAGAAAGAGACUCAGUUCAGCUGAACUGUCAGACUCCUCCAUCUGUCUCUGAGUGUUACUUCAAAAUAGAGGGGUGAGUGGAAUUUACCCUACCAUCACCCUGUCAACAGACACUCACAGGAACACUACUGUUGAGGUGGACAGGUCAGAGUUCACCAGCUGAGGUCAAAAUACAAUGUCAGUACAGUGCUACAGGUUCACAGUUUAGAUCCAUAUACAGUGAGCCUUCUACAGUCACAAUUCAGGGUAAGAAGAUUGUUUUUAAUGGUUGUAAACAAUUUACUGUUGUGCCAUGAUUACCAUGUUCCUCUUGGGAUAUUUUAUCAUACUGUUUGUUGUAAUAAGUUAUUACAUGAAGUAAUCAAGCAAUAUAUGAUAACUCCUUAAUUUCCCAUAAUGUCGCUACAUGAGAUAAGUCUGACAUAACAAGGAGGGAUUAGGCUGUCAGUAAAUUUCUCAAAACCGCUAAAUGCUUAAUUCCCCUAUUCUCACAGACCGUCCUCAGCUGACAGUGAGUUCUACAGUCAUCAGAGAGAGAGAAUCAGUUCAGCUGAGUUGUGAGACUCCUCCAUCUCUCCAUGUGUCUCACUGUUACUUCUACAUAGAGGGGGUGAAGAAUCUUCCAGACUCAUCGUGUACGCAGACAAUAACAGGAACUGAGCUGCUCAAGAGGGCGGGUUCAACAAUUCCAGCUGUGGUCAAAGUGAAAUGUUACUACGCUAUAGGGAAGUCUCACAUAUUUCCUUUCAGUGACCCUGUCUCAGUCACUGUUCAGGGUAAGUAGGUGGUUUGUAAAAUUAUACACUUCACUGUUAUACUGUAUGCUCAUUAUGCUUGUUCAGAAAAUUAGAUCUUAUGUCAUAUUUCACCAAUGUCUUCAUUUCACUUAAUAGGUCUUACUGUAGGUUUUACUGUACAAUGCAAACAUAGAUACUGAUGUAGUUGAAAAUGAAGAGUUCGACAGUAUUUAUAGAUUUUACAUACUGUUAGUAUGUAUGGAUUACCUGUAAAGUUUUUAAAUGCAACAAUCAGAGAAGCACACUCUAUUCUUCUGAUCUCACAGACCCACCUCCUCCCAGGCUGACAGUCAGUUUUACAGUAAUCAGAGAAAGAGACUCCUCCAUCUCUGUGUCUCCCAAACUAACACAGCAGUUCAUUCCCGAUCGGUGGCCAAUGUUCAUUCGGGUCUUUCUGAGCAGGGUUCGUCUCUUCCUCCCGAGCAGGGAUCGUAAGUCGAUGGCUGGUCUGGUAGUCGAUGGCUGGUCUGGUAGUCGAUGGCUGGUCUGGUAGUCGAUGGCUAGUCUGGUAGUCGAUGGCUGGUCUGGUAGUUGAUGGCUGGUUUGGUAGUCGAUGGCUGGUCUGGUAGUCGAUGGCUGGUCUGGUAGUCGAUGGCUGGUCUGGUAGUCGAUGGCUGGUCUGGUAGUCGAUGGCUGGUCUGGUAGUUGAUGGCUGGUUUGGUAGUCGAUGGCUGGUCUGAUAGUCGAUGGCUGGUCUGGUAGUCGAUGGCUGGUCUGGUAGUCGAUGGCUGCUCUGGUAGUCGAUGGCUGGUCUGGUAGUCGAUGGCUGGUUUGGUAGUCGAUGGCUGGUCUGGUAGUCGAUGGCUGGUCUGGUAGUCGAUGGCUGGUCUGGUAGUCUAUGGCUGGUUUGGUAGUCGAUGGCUGGUCUGAUAGUCGAUGGCUGGUCUGGUAGUCGAUGGCUGGUCUGGUAGUCGAUGGCUGGUCUGGUAGUCGAUGGCUGGUCUGGUAGUCGAUGGCUGGUCUGGUAGUCGAUGGCUGGUCUGGUAGUCGAUGGCUGGUCUGGUAGUCGAUGGCUGGUCUGGUAGUCGAUGGCUGGUCUGGUGUUCAACGGCAGGUCACCUACUGUCCCUCGCUCCGCACCAGCCCAGCUGCGUGGUAGAGUUGGGUUUAGCCUAUCACAGCAGCGUCGGGCGUGUCCCCAGUGUCUGUAGUCGUGGGAGACACAAAACAUAUAAUUAGAGCCAACAAUUGGGGUCACAGUCACACAUUUGAAACAAGCACUUUCCUUUAGUAGUGCUAUAGAGAGCGUUGUGAUUUGUGUCUUUCCCACAGCAGGGGACCAGCGGAGAGGAGCAGUGAGUCGGUCGAGAGGUCACUGGUCCAGUUCCUUUUAACUCUAGUUCUGGGGUGUGUUUAGUAAUUGGUUUGGGGAGGGAGGAGUUGAUAGAGAAUUGGCAACAGCUGUCUCAAUGUCACUUUAGUCCAUGCUAAUCUGUGGAAUCACAGGACACCAUACAAGCAGGCAAAAUAGUCCAUGCGAUUCCAUUUGAUUUCACACGGGAGAAUGUAAGGAAUUAAGUGAAAGGCAAUCAUUGUAAACACACAGCACACAUGAUUAAAUGGCACUCAUAAAUAGGCAUGACAAACUAUUCAGACACCUUCUAUAGCAGGUAGGCUACACAUUUGUUAUUUUAUAGCGGCACUGCUGUUAUUUUAAAACAUAGCAGGUUUCAGCAAUAAGAAUAGUUGUGUAAAUGUGUAAAUUAAGCUGUUCUGUUAGAUAAUUAAGCAGUUCUAUAGAUAGGACACCAGCCUCAACACCAAUGCCUGGGAUCAUCAGCACAAGUAAUAUAAUUUCUGUGUUCAUCUAGUCGAGUGUUUAGAUCGUAUUUAUGCACUGUUAUGCUUCUGCUGUUAGAUAACAUGGUGAUCUUAUUCUAGGAAGCUGACAACAACAAUCAACACCUUAUCUGUCCUGAAAGACUUGAUCACUUUAUGAAUUGGUCUUAUCAUCUCUAUAAUGAGGAGAAAUAUAAUCUACCUGGAAUAGAAGCAAUCUGUCCGUAGUGAUUUUUAUAGUCCUACUUUGCCCACUUUGAAAAAACAAGUCAUAAAGAUAUUUCAAAAGGCCAACAACAACAUAAUGAUCAUGAAUAAAAUGAUAACUUCAUUAAUAUGCCUUCUCAGUGGGUUUGACUCCAGGUCCUAGAUCUACUUUGCCGCCCACCACAACAGUGAGUCCUACAGAAGGUGUGUUGGUCCUCUAAAUGACCAUCUCUGCAAAUACCAAUAGUACAGUCAAGGGUUUAGAUUACGGGCCUGUAAAAUUAAGUGACCAACAUUUUAAUGUAAAACCAUAUUCUUGUGUAAUCAUAUUGCUUCUCACUAGUUUCAACUGUUACUUCCACUUUGACCCCAGACACCACAUUGAGACCAACUACCUGUAAGUAGGCCCACUAAGUUUAACCUAGUUUGCAAUUACAAUAUUUCUGUUCACAUUAAUUCACUAAAGCUCUAACCAGUUUACUAAUAGACCUAUUCAUAGCUGCUUGUAAUUUCAGUCCAGAUUUGUGUACUUUUAGUCUAUCUGUUUGUAGGUAAAGUGUAGUGUACUUCUCUUUUCUGCUUAUUGAAUGACCUCAGAUAUUAAAUGAAUUUACAUUUGUUUUUGUGUAAUAUGAGUAAUCUCUUCUCACCAGGUUUGACCUCCCCUUUGACCCCCAGCACGGCAUUGAAUCCUACAUCAGGUCUCUUAGUCAUCUUUAUCUAGUUAUCAACUAUAAGUAAAACAAAUAGAUUAGUGGGAAUCGAACCCACAACCCUGGCGUUGCAAACGCCAUGCUCUACCAACUGAGCUACACGGGACAUUCAUUUGCAAAUUUACAUUGCUGACAUUAAUAUAAGUACCUUUGGCAUUAUUUAAUUUAUCAACUCCUUUGGAUCAUAUUGUAUGGGGUAGGCUAUAAUCAAUAUAAUUAAUUUAGCAUCAUUUGUUUUUCAGAGAAAAACAAUUCUCAGAGGUAGGAAUUCCCCUUGUUUGGGAUAUUGUAUGAUGCAGAUUCUAUCAACCUUUCUAUCAACCUUUAGUUCUGUAUUGUCCAUGAUGAGAUGUUCUUACCACAACCUUCUUAUACUUGUAUUUUGUAUAGACCUACAGCCAGACAGGAUGAUCACAGCCAAUGUAUGUUCCAAACAGAAUACAUCAAACACUGCACACACUACUAACACAACUACACACAUACAUGUACAAACACUCAUUCAAUUUUCAUUGUGUUUCUGUUGUAGAUGAUUUGGUGUCUAUGGGAGUGGUGAGCAGUGGAGGCAUGGUGAGUAUUCUAGACAUUACAGUGGUAUCUAUGCACAUAUACCCCCCUGACAGAGGAGACUGGUGGGAGGAUUUAUGGGAGGACGGGCUCAUUGUAAUGGCUGGAAUGGAAUCAAUGGAUCGGAGUCAAACAAAACAAAUACAUGGAUCCCAUGUGUUUGACUCCAUUCCAUUGCAGCCAUUACAAUGAGCCCGUCCUCCUAUAACUCCUCCCACCAGCCUCCUCUGCCCUCUGACUGUCUGAUCUGAGGAUCAAGACCUUAAUGUUACAUUAGUAGUGCUUCAACAUAUGAAUGCUCAAAGUAUCGAACCAACAGCUAUAUUUAUUUACAGAUUUAUAUGUCAUUUAUAUUUAUUACCAAAUAAGAUGUUUUUCACCUGAAAUAAUUUCCUAAUACAUUAAUUAAUGUAAACCUUGUAAAUUUGUUCCUAAGUAGGUACAGAGUUCAGCCGUAUAAACUAUUUUUGAUAAAAUAACCUACAUCUUGCAUUGGAUAUGGGUUGACCUCAAAAUGACAAAACCCACAAACGCUUCCUGUGAUACAAAGGAGGGUGCAGUUCAUGUCACGAGAUAGAGAGUAGAAUAGACAGAGUUUGUUAGACUGGAGCAUAAAAAGUCUCUCUCUCUCUUUUCUCUCUCUUUUUCUCCCUCUCUCUCUACUACAGGUGAAUUCAGGAGAUAAUGGAAUAUACUGCCAGAUCACUUCUGUACAGUCCACAUUCAUGCCCUCAGGUUUGUCCCUCAGAACUCAGGACCAUCUGCAAGUACACAGCUACUGUACAUUUUAAACUUUGGGCCUAACCAUAUCAGCAAGCAUACAGUGGGGCAAAAAAAGUAUUUAGUCAGCCACCAAUUGUGCAAGUUCUCCCACUUAAAAAGAUGAGAGAGGCCUGUAAUUUUUAUCAUAGGUACACGUCAACUAUGACAGACAAAAUGAGAAUUUUUUUUUCAGAAAAUCACAUUGUAGGAUUUUUAAUGAAUUUAUUUGCAAAUUAUGGUGGAAAAUAAGUAUUUGGUCAAUAACAAACGUUUCUCAAUACUUUGUUAUAUACCCUUUGUUGGCAAUGACACAGGUCAAACGUUUUCUGUAAGUCUUCACAAGGUUUUCACACACUGUUGCUGGUAUUUUGGCCCAUUCCUCCAUGCAGAUCUCCUCUAGAGCAGUGAUGUUUUGGGGCUGUCGCUGGGCAACACGGACUUUCAACUCCCUCCAAAGAUUUUCUAUGGGGUUGAGAUCUGGAGACUGGCUAGGCCACUCCAGGACCUUGAAAUGCUUCUUACGAAGCCACUCCUUCGUUGCCCGGGCGGUGUGUUUGGGAUCAUUGUCAUGCUGAAAGACCCAGCCACGUUUCAUCUUCAAUGCCCUUGCUGAUGGAAGGAGGUUUUCACUCAAAAUCUCACGAUACAUGGCCCCAUUCAUUCUUUCCUUUACACGGAUCAGUCGUCCUGGUCCCUUUGCAGAAAAACAGCCCCAAAGCAUGAUGUUUCCACCCCCAUGCUUCACAGUAGGUAUGGUGUUCUUUGGAUGCAACUCAGCAUUCUUUGUCCUCCAAACACGACGAGUUGAGUUUUUACCAAAAAGUUAUAUUUUGGUUUCAACUGACCAUAUGACAUUCUCCCAAUCCUCUUCUGGAUCAUCCAAGUGCACUCUAGCAAACUUCAGACGGGCCUGGACAUGUACUGGCUUAAGCAGGGGGACACGUCUGGCACUGCAGGAUUUGAGUCCCUGGCUGCGUAGUGUGUUACUGAUGGUAGGCUUUGUUACUUUGGUCCCAGCUCUCUGCAGGUCAUUCACUAGGUCCCCCCGUGUGGUUCUGGGAUUUUUGCUCACCGUUCUUGCGAUCAUUUUGACCCCACGGGGUGAGAUCUUGCGUGGAGCCCCAGAUCGAGGGAGAUUAUCAGUGGUCUUGUAUGUCUUCCAUUUCCUAAUAAUUGCUCCCACAGUUGAUUUCUUCAAACCAAGCUGCUUACCUAUUGCAGAUUCAGUCUUCCCAGCCUGGUGCAGGUCUACAAUUUUGUUUCUGGUGUCCUUUGACAGCUCUUUGGUCUUGGCCAUAGUGGAGUUUGGAGUUUGACUGUUUGAGGUUGUGGACAGGUGUCUUUUAUACUGAUAACAAGUUCAAACAGGUGCCAUUAAUACAGGUAACGAGUGGAGGACAGAGGAGCCUCUUAAUGAAGAAGUUACAGGUCUGUGAGAGCCAGAAAUCUUGCUUGUUUGUAGGUGACCAAAUACUUAUUUUCCACCAUAAUUUGCAAAUAAAUUCAUAAAAAAUCCUACAAUGUGAUUUUCUGGAUUUUUUUUCUCAAUUUGUCUGUCAUAGUUGACGUGUACCUAUGAUGAAAAUUACAGGCCUCUCUCAUCUUUUUAAGUGGGAGAACUUGCAUAAUUGGUGGCUGACUAAAUACUUUUUUCCCCCACUGUAUAUGGCACUUAAAACAGAAAUGAAUGUGUCAGAGCAUCUGUGGAGCGUGAGAAUAGAGCUGUAGAUCUGCAGGGUGGUUUGAACCAUGAGGAGAAGUGGGAAAUGACAUCAAGCCCUGUUACUUGCACUUCUUCUGUUUUGCUGUUACUAACGCAAAAGGGCAAAGCCGACUAAGUAACACACAUGCAAGGUGCACUUGCAAUAUACACACACUCAUACAUACACUACCGGUCAAAAGUUUUAGAACACCUACAGUGAGGGAAAGAAGUAUUUGAUCCCCUGCUGAUUUUGUACGUUUGCCCACUGACAAAGACAUGAUCAGUCUAUAGAUUUAAUGGUAGGUUUAUUUGAACAGUGAGAGACAGAAUAACAACAAAAAAAUCCAGAAAAACGCAUGUAAAAAAUGUUAUAAAUUGAUUUGCAUUUUAAUGAGGGAAAUAAGUAUUUGACCCCCUCUCAAUCAGAAAGAUUUCUGGCUCCCAGGUGUCUUUUAUACAGGUAACGAGCUGGGAUUAGGAGCACACUCUUAAAGGGAGUGCUCCUAAUCUCAGCUUGUUACCUGUAUAAAAGACACCUGUCCACAGAAGCAAUCAAUUAAUCAGAUUCCAAACUCUCCACCAUGGCCAAGACCAAAGAGCUCUCCAAGGAUGUCAGGGACAAGAUUGUAGACCUACACAAGGCUGGAAUGGGCUACAAGACCAUCGCCAAGCAGCUUGGUGAGAAGGUGACAACAGUUGGUGCGAUUAUUCGCAAAUGGAAGAAACACAAAAGACCUGUCAAUCUCCCUCGGCCUGGGGCUCCAUGCAAGAUCUCACCUCGUGGAGUUGCAAUGAUCAUGAGAACGGUGAGGAAUCAGCCCAGAACUACACGGGAGGAUCUUGUCAAUGAUCUCAAGGCAGCUGGGACCAUAGUCACCAAGAAAACAAUUGGUAACACACUACGCCGUGAAGGACUGAAAUCCUGCAGCGCCCGCAAGGUCCCCCUGCCCAAGAAAGCACAUAUACAUGCCCGUCUUAAGUUUGCCAAUGAACAUCUGAAUGAUUCAGAGGAGAACUGGGUGAAAGUGUUGUGGUCAGAUGAGACCAAAAUGGAGCUCUUUGGCAUCAUCUCAACUCGCCGUGUUUGGAGGAGGAGGAAUGCUGCCUAUGACCCCAAGAACACCAUCCCCACCGUCAAACAUGGAGGUGGAAACAUUAUGCUUUGAGGGUGUUUUUCUGCAUCAAAGGGACGAUGGACGAAAAUGGGUCGUGGAUGGGUAUUCCAGCAUGACAAUGACCCAAAACACACGGCCAAAGCAACAAAGGAGUGGCUCAAGAAGAAGCACAUUAAGGUCCUGGAGUGGCCUAGCCAGUCUCCAGACCUUAAUCCCAUAGGAAAUCUGUGGAGGGAGCUGAAGGUGCGAGUUGCCAAAUGUCAUCCUCGAAACCUUAAUGACUUGGAGAAGAUCUGCAAAGAGGAGUGGGACAAAAUCCCUCCUGAGAUGUGUGCAAACCUGGUGGCCAACUACAAGAAACGUCUGACCUCUGUGAUUGCCAACAAGGGUUUUGUCACCAAGUACUAAGUCAUGUUUUGCAGAGGGGUCAAAUACUUAUUUCCCUAAUUAAAAUACAAAUCAAUUUAUAACAUUUUUGACAUGCGUUUUUCUGAAUUUUUUUGUUGUUAUUCUGUCUCUCACUGUUCAAAUAAACCUACCAUUAAAAUUAUAGACUGAUCAUUUCUUUGUCAGUGGGCAAACGUACAAAAUCAGCAGGGGAUCAAAUACAUUUUUCCCUCACUGUACUCAUUAAAGGGUUUUUCUUAAAUUUUACAAUUUUCUACAUUGUAGAAUAAUAGUGAAGACAUCAAAACUAUGAAAUAACACAUAUGGAAUCAUGUAGUAACCAUAAAACUGUUAAACAAAUCAAAAUAUAUUUUAUAUUCAAAUAGCCACCCUUUGCCUUGAUGACAGUUUUGCACACUCUUGGCAUUCUCUCAACCAGCUUCAUGAGGUAGUCACCUGGAAUGCAAUUCAAUCAACAGGUGUGCCUUCUUAAAAGUUAAUUUGUGGAAUGUCUUUCCUUCUUAAUGCGUUUGAGCCAAUCAGUUGUGUUGUGACAAGGUAGGGGGUAUACAGAAGAUAGCCCUAUUUGGUAAAAGACCAAGUCCAUAUAAUGGCAAGAACAGCUCAAAUAAGCAAAGAGAAACGACAGUCCAUCAUUACUUUAAGACAUGAAGGUUAGUCAAUACGGAACAUUUCAAUAACUUUGAAAGUUUCUUCAAGUGCAGUCGCACAAACCAUUAAGCGCUAUGAUGAAACGGGCUCUAAUGAGGACCGCCACAGGAAAGGAAGACCCAGAGUUACUUCUGCUGCAGGGGAUAAGUUCAUUAGCGUUAUCACUCUCAGAAAUUGCAGCCCAAAUAAAUGCUUCACAGAGUUCAAGUGACAGACACAUCUCAACAUCAACUGUUCAGAGGAGACUGUGUGAAUCAGGCCUUCAUGGUACACUUGCUGCAAAGAAACCACUACUAAAGGACACCAAUAAGAAGAGACUUUCUUGGGCCAAGAAACACGAGCAAUGGACGUUGGACCGGUGGAAGUUUGUCCUUUGGUCUGGAGUCUAAAUUUGGUUCCAACCGCUGUGUCUUUUUGAGACGCGGUGUGGGUGAAUGGAUGAUCUCCGCAUGUGUAUUUCCCACCAUAAAGCUUGGAUGAGGAGGUGUUAUGGUGUGGGGGUGCUUUGCUGGUGACACUGUCUGUGAUUUAUUUAGAAUUCAAGGCACACUUAACCAGCAUGGCUACCUCAGCAUUCUGCAGCGAUACACCAUCCCAUCUGGUUUUGGCUUAGUGGGACUAUCAUUCGUUUUUCCACAGGACAAUGACCCAACACACCUCCAGGCUGUGUAAGGGCUAUUUUACCAAGAAGGAGAGUGAUGGAGUGCUGCAUCAGAUGACCUGGCCUCCACCAUCCCCCGACCUCAACCAAAUUGAGAUGGUUUGGGAUGAGUCGGACGGCAGAGUGAAGGAAAAGCAGCCAACAAGUGCUCAGCAUAUGUGGGAACUCUUUCUAGACUGUUGGAAAAGCAUUCCAGGUGAAGCUGGUUGAGAGAAUUCAACGAGUGUGCAAAGCUGUCUUCAAGGCAAAGGGUGGCUAUUUGAAGAAUCUCAAAUAUAAAAUAUAUUUGUUUAACACUUUUUUGGUUACUACAUGAUUCCAGGUGUUAUUUCAUAGUUUUGAUGUCUUCACUAUUGUUCUACAAUGUAGGAAAUAGUACAAAUAAAGAAAAACCCUUUAAUGAGUAGGUGUUCUAAAACCUUUGACUGGUAAUGUACAUACACAACCUCUUACUCAUGGAAUUGUCUCUCUCUGUGAUGUGCAGGUCCCAUUGAUGUGGAUACACAGCCAUUUGCAAAUGAAGAUGUAAGUACAGCACAAAUAAUUGCAUAGAGUACAGUUAUAUCGAUUGUCCUAUUCAUUGUAUUAUAUUAUAUUGUUAUAUUAUUAUUAUUAUUAUUAUUAUUAUUAUUAUUAUUAUUAUUAUAUAUAGUAUUGUUUUCACAGACAGACUAAGUAGAGGAUUAAAGUAUCUCUCUCUCGCUCUCUCUCUCUCACUGUGUUUUAUGACUUUAAAUUUAAGACUGGCGUUACAUCCUCAUAAAAUACCCCUUAUGAAUUACAUUUACAGUACUGUAGAUUCGAAGCCCUAAAGUAAAUCUGUUUAUUUUCUCUAGUCUGAUACGUACCAUGUAUACAACUCAAUCCCCGACAGACCAGCAACCUCAGCCCAGCCGGAUGGGUUUUACAGUCUGCAGACACACUGAAACUACACCACUGGCUUUCUGUAGAUAUGUCUCACACAUCUCACAUAAAUACCUUUUUUUCACAUGAUAUCCUUUGUUUAUCACACAUCCAGUUAUUGUAAAUAAGUCGCUUAGCAGGUAAUAUAUUGACUGUAUUAUACGUGGACAACUGGCUUCUGUUACAUGUCUAUCCAUAAUAUCUGUUACUGUGUUAAUAUUGGAGGGGUCCGGGGCAAACUCCCCUUUGAGCAUCUUUCUUAUUUCUUCCCCCUAAUAAAUGCUAAAUCUACUGUAUUUAUGUCUAUUAUGUCACCUGUGUGAUACCUCCUUCCAUAACGGUUGGAUACAAUUAAUUUCCUAUUGGGCAAAACACAAUCCAAAACACAACCAAAACAACCCGCAAAUGCAUCCAAAAAGUUUGUUGAGUCACAAGCUUGAUGUAUUUAUUGUGUGAAAGGAAUGUGGGAACAAAAUACUAAAUGUUUGGCUACUUUAAUACACUAUAAAGGAAUUUGUCCAAAUACUUAUGACUUCUUCAAAUGGGGGGACUAUAUACAUAAAGUGUUUUUAUUUCUAAAUGGUAAAACAUACAGUGCCUUCAGAAAGUAUUCACACCCCUUGACUUUUUCCACAUUUUGUUGUGUUACAGCCUGAAUUUAAAAUUGAUUAAAUUUAGAUUUUUGUCACUAGCCUACACACAAUACCCCAUAAUGUCAAAGUGGAAUUAUGUAUAAAUUAAAAAAUAAAAUACAAAGAGUCAUUAAGUAUUCAACACAUUUGUUAUGGAAAGCCUAAUUAAGUCCAGGAGUAAAAACUUGCAGAACAAGUCACAUAAUAAGUUGCAUGGACUCACUCUGUGUGCAAUAAUAGUGUUUCACAUUAUUUUUUAAUGACUACCUCAUCUCUGUACCCCACACAUACAAUUAUCUAUAAGGUCGGUCAGUCGAGCAGUGAAAUUCAAACACAGAUUCAACCACAAAGACCAGGGAGGUUGUCUAAUGCCUCGCAAAGAAGGGCACUUAUUUGUAGAUGGGGAAAAAAAGAAGAAGAAAAGUAGACAUUGAAUAUCCCUUUGAGCAUGGUUAAGUUAUUAAUUACACUUUGGAUGUUGUAUCAAUACACCCAGUCACUACAAAGAUACAGGUGUCCUUCCUAACUUAGUUGCCGGAGAGGAAGAAACCCGCUCAGAGAUUUCACCAUGAGGCCAAUGGUGAAUUUAAAACAGUUAUAGAGUUUAAUGGCUGUGAUAGGAGAAAACUGUGGAUGGAUCAACAACAUUGUAGUCAAUCCACAAUACUAACCUAAAUGACAGAGUGAAAAGAAGGAAGCCUGGACCUGUUUGCAACAAGGUACUAAAGUAAUACUGUAAAACAUUUGGCAAAGCAAUUCACUUUUUGUCCUGAAUACAAAAUGUUAUGUUUGGGGCAAAUCCAAUACAACACAUUACUGAGUACCAUUCUCCAUAUUUUCAAGCACAGUGGUGGCUGCAUCAUGUUAUGGGUAUGAUUGUAAUCAUUAAGGACUGGGGAGUUUUUCAGGAUAGAAAAUAAACCGAAUGGAGCUAAGCACAGUCAAAGACCUAGAGGAAAACUUGGUUGAGGAUGCUUUCCACCAGACACUGGAAGAUGAAUUCACCUUUCAGCAGGACAAUAACCUAAAACACAAGGCCAAAUAUACACUGGAGUUGCUUACCAAGAAGACAGUGAAUUUUCCUGAGUGGCCGAGUUACAGUUUUGACUUAAAUCUACUUGAAAAUCUAUGGCUAGACCUGAAAAUGGUUGUCUAGCAAUGAUCAACAACCAAUUUGACAGAGCUUGAAGAAAUUUGAAAAUAAUAAUGGGUAAAUGUUGCACAUUCCAGGUGUGAAAAGGUCUUAGAGACCCAGUAAGACUGACAGCUGUAAUCACUGUCAAAAGUGCUUCUACAAAGUAUUGACUCAGGGGUGUAAAUACUUAUCUAAAUGAGAGAUUUCUGUAUUUAAUUUUCAAUAAAUUAGCAAAAAUGACUAAAGUGUCUAGAUGGGUGGACAUGUAUUUUAUUUGAUACAUUUUGAAUUCAGGCUGUAAGAAAAUGUGUAAUAAGUCAAGGGGUAUAAAUACUUUAUUAAAAUAUCCUCAAUUAAAAGCGGAAAUUCUGUACUGUCGCCUUAUAUGAAACAUUCUAUCUCAAAUCUAAAAUACUGGACUUUAGAGACAAAUGUUUUUUAGGGGCUUCACUGUCCAAAUGCAUAUGGAGGGGAGUGUAUGACCGAUAAAUUAUUCUGAUUGUUCAGAUACCCUUACCUUUGCAACAUUAGCUCACACUUGCUUUAUGAGACUGUGGUUUACAUUUCUGCUCUCUGUGGUUUUGCUGUGAACAAGCUCCACAUCUACUUCUCUAUUUAAACAAUCAUCUGACUCAGUCACACACCAUACUGUGAAGUCAUAGUAACAGUCUGUAGCUGUCUGCCAAAUGGCAUUGUUAAUCUCUGAUAUGGCUGGUCAUCUGUUUUUGGUCAUCCUCCUUUUCGGUGAGUUAUUCCUCCAUUCCAAAUUCCAUCAUCUGUCUGUGCUACAGGUUAUUCCUCUUCUUCUCUCCCCUCUUUUAGUCUUAAUUUUUAGUAUUUUACUUUACUUUACUUCAUGAUUAGUGUCUUGUAUCUUAUUCCAUUAAUUAAUUAAUAAUCUUAUUUAUUUUUCUCUGUCAGUAUUUUACAUUUUGUUCAGAUAAGAAUGACCGUUGCUUGAUUCCCAUUAAUGCAUUACAGUAGGUUAUGCUACGUUACCAACUUGUGUGAAGUGUUCAGGUGUCUCACGUUUUACAUUUGUUUACAUUAAUGGCAGAUGAUGAUAAACUAUUUUGUAAUUUCUAGAUACCUUCCAAUCCAUCAAAGCCCAAGGUCAGUAACAUUAUUAUGAGUUUUUAGUUACCCACUAAAAAAAAAAUGAAUCCUGCUGUCAAUUCUUAUUAUUCAAACAUAACAUUAGCUGAUACCGUAUCCAUAUGACAUGAUUAAUUCAAAAGAUAAAUAAUUAAUACAAUACAGUGCUGAAGGUUGGCAGUUUAAAUCCGUAUACAAUGAACCUACUUCUGUCCAAAUUCAGGGUAAUUUAUUCAUUCUAUAGCUGUAAACACUGCAAACACUGUACUGCUCAAUUGGUCCUCUAGGAAUACAUUGUCAUAUUGUCUUUUGUGAAGAGCCAUUGCAUGAAUCAAUAUAUUAUAUCCCCUUUAUUUCCCAUACUAUCGCUGGGAAUUAUUCUCAAAACCUUGGGUCUGAAAAAACAAGAUGUGAUUAUUUUAUGUUCAACGGCUGACAGUACAGUUCCCAAACCAGUCACAAAAUGCUCAGUUCCUCUGUUCUCUCAGACCUUCCUCAGCCCAGUCUGAAAUAUUUGUUAUUAACAUUUACAUCAUUUAGCAGAUGCUCUUAUCCAGAGCGACUUACAAAUUGGUGCAUUCAACUUAUGAUAGCCAGUGGGACAACCACUUAAAAAAUAAAUAAAGUAUGGGUGGGUGGGGGGAGGGAGGGGUAGAAGGAUUACUUUUAUACUGUUCCAGGUAUUCCUUAAAGAGGUAGGGUUUCAAGUGUCUCCGGAAGGUGGUCAGUGACUCCGCUGUCCUGGCGUCGUGGGGGAGCUUGUUCCACCAUUGGGGUGCCAGAGCAGCGAAUAGCUUUGACUGGGCUGAGCGGGAACUGUGCUUCCGUAGAGGUAGUGGGGCUAGCAGGCCAGAGGUGGAUGAACGUAGUGCCCUCGUUUGGGUGUAGGGUCUGAUCAGAGCCUGAAGGUACGGAGGUGCCGUUCCCCUCACAGCUCCGUAGGCAAGCACCAUGGUCUUGUAAUAGAUGCAAGCCUCAACUGGAAGCCAGUGGAGUGUGCGGAGGAGCGGGGUGACAUGAGAGAACUUGGGAAGGUUGAACACCAGAUGGGCUGCAGCGUUCUGGAUAAGUUGUAGGGGUUUAAUGGCACAGGCAGGGAGCCCAGCCAACAGCGAGUUGCAGUAAUCCAGACGGGAGAUGACAAGUGCCUGGAUUAGGACCUGUGCCGCUUUCUGUGUGAGGUAGGGUCGUACUCUGCGAAUGUUGUAGAGCAUGAACCUGCAGGAUCGGGUCACCGCUUUGAUGUUAGCGGAGAACGACAGGGUGUUGUCCAGGGUCACGCCAAGGUUCUUUGCACUCUGGGAGGAGGACACAAUGGAGUUGUCAACCGUGAUGGUGAGAUCAUGGAGCGGGCAGUCCUUCCCCGGGAGGAAUAGCAGUUCCGUCUUGCCGAGGUUCAGCUUGAGGUGGUGAUCCGACAUCCACACUGAUAUGUUUGCCAGACAUGUAGAGAUGCGAUUCGCCACCUGGUUAUCAGAAGGGGGAAAGGAGAAAAUGAAUUGUGUGUCAUCUGCGUAGCAAUGAUAGGAGAGACCAUGUGAGGAUAUGACAGAGCCAAGUGACUUGGUGUAUAGAGAGAAUAGGAGAGGGCCUAGAACUGAGCCCUGGGGGACACCAGUGGUGAGAUUAAGUGGUGCGGAGACAGAUUCUCGCCACGCCACCUGGUAGGAGCGACCUGUCAGGUAGGACACAAUCCAAGAGUGAGCAGCGCCGGAGAUGCCCAAUUCGGAGAGGGUGGAGAGGAGGAUCUGAUGGUUCACAGUAUCAAAGGCAGCAGAUAGGUCGAGAAGGAUAAGAGCAGUGCAGAGAGCCUCCGUGACACAGAGAAGAGCAGUCUCAAAACGCUAUUACUUAAAACAAUAGAUUAUAUAUUUCACAUACUAUCAUUAUAUGAAGCAAUGGACCUUAUUAUCAAAAUUCUUUAGUCUCAAUAAACAUGAAGAUAAGUGUUAAAUGUUGAUAGAUUUACUUGAUUUUAUAAUAGACAUACAUAUUUAAAUCUAAUUGAAUGGUUGUCAGUACAUUUCUCAAAACCAGUCAAAAAAUGUGACAUUCUUCUCUUUUCUGUUCUUACAGGCCCUCCUCUUCCCAGGUUGACAGUGAGUCUUGCAGUCAUAAGAGAGAGAGACUCAGUUCAGCUGAGCUGUGAGAGUCCAUCCGUCUCUGUGUCUCAGUGUUAUCUCUUCACUGAGAAUGGAGACUCUAAACCAUCCUGUCGGCAGACACUCACAGGGACUGAGCUCCUCUCGUGGUCAGAUCAGCGUUCACCUGCUGUGGUCAAAGUGAGAUGUUACUACUACGCUGCAGGGAGUUCUUCCCCAUCCUCUCACAGUGACCCUGUCUCAGUCACUGUCCAAGGUAAGCAGGUUGUUUACAUAAUUGUAAACAUGACCCUCCUUUAAAAUCGUACCAUAUUAUGAGAUACAAUCUGCAACAUUACACUAACCUGCAACAAUAUUAUUCUGAUUUCAAAGACUUAUGUUUCAUGAAAUGAUUUACUGUCUUUUUACAAUCGAGAAGUAAUUUGAAGUGAGGAAUCAUGUUCUUGAAAUGCUCAGGUCUGUUGAACAUGAUGAUUUUAUGUAAUAGUAAUCUGUUAAAUAUUAUAUUGACAUACUAUUUUCCUCUGAACUCACAGUCCUUCCUCAGCUGACAGUGAGUCCUAAAGUCAUCAGGGAUACAGACUCAGUUCAGCUGAGAUGUCACACUUCUCAAUCUACCUCUGUGUCUCAGUGUUACUUCUACAUAGAGGAAAGACGUAGUCUCCAACAUACUACAUCCUGUCAGCAGUCAAUCACAGGGACCAAGCUGCUUGAAUUGGCAGGUCGUGGUCCAACCACUGAGGUCAACGUGAGAUGUAUCUACUAUGCUGUAGAGAUGUCUAUCUAUUCUCCUUACAGUGACACUGUCUCAGUCACUCUCCUGGGUAAGCGGGGUAGUUUAUGUAUUAUUAUACCCCAGUGUUUUUCUAUUCUGGUCAAGAUUAGCACACCGGAUUCAUUUAUAUUAUUUAUAUAACAUACAUUUUAAAUACUGACUGAAGCAAUAAGAGAUGAAGUUAUGCACUUUUAGAUUUUUGGGAUUAUUUCAUGCAAUGUACAGUACCAGUCAAAAGUUUGGACACACCUACUCAUUCAAGGGUUUUUCUUUAUUUUUACUAUUUUCUACAUUAGAAUAAUAGGGAAAACAUCAAAACAAUGAAAUAACACAUAUGGAAUCAUGUAGUAACCAAAAAAGUGUUGAACAAAUCAAAAUAUAUUUUAUAUUUGAGAUUCGUCAAAGUAGCCACCCUUUGCCUUGAUGACAGCAUUGCACACUCUUGGCAUUCUCUCAACCAGCUUCAUGAGGUAGUCAACUGGAGUGCUUUUCCAACAGUCUUGAAGGAGUUCCCACAUAUGCUGAGCACUUGUUGGCUGCUUUUCCUUCACUCUUGCGGUCCAACUCAUCACAAACCAUCUCAAUUGGGUUGAGGUCGGGUGAUUGUGGAGGCCAGGUCAUCUGAUGCAGCACUCCAUCAUUCUCCUUGGUCAAAUAGCCCUUACAGAGCCUGGAGGUGUGUUUUGGGUCAUUGUCCUGUUGAAAAACAAGUGAUAGUCCCGCUAAGCUCAAACCAGAUGGGAUGGCGUAUCGCUGCAGAAUGCUGUGGUAGCCAUGCUGGUUAAGUGUGCCUUGAAUUCUAAAGAAAUCACCAACAGUGUCACCAGCAAAGCACCCCCACACCAUCACACCUCCUCCAUGCUUCACGGUGGGAACCAAACAUGCAGAGAUCAUCCGUUCACCUACUCUGUGUCUUACAAAGACACGUCGGUUGGAACCAAAAAUCUCAAAUUUGGACUCAUUAGACCAAAGAACAGAUUUCCACCAGUCCAAUGUCCAUUGCUCGUGUUUCUUGGCCCAAGCAAGUCUCUUCUUCUUAUUGGUGUCCUUUAGAAGUGGUUUCUUUGCAGCAAUUCAACCAAUGAAGGCCUGAUUCACAUAGUCUCCUCUGAACAGUUGAUGUUGAGAUGUGUCUGUUACUUGAACUCUUUGAAUAAUUUAUUUGGGCUGCAAUCUGAGGUGCAGUUAACUCUUAUGAACUUAUCCUCUGCAGCAGAGGUAACUCUGGGUUUUGCUUUCCUGUGGCGGUCCUCAUGAGAGCCAGUUUCAUCAUAGCGCUUGAUGGUUUUUGCGACUGCACUUGAAGAAACUUAAAAAGUUCUUGAAAUGUUCCGUAUUGACUGACCUUCAUGUCUUAAAGUAAUGAUGGACUGUCGUUUCUCUUUUCUGAUUUGAGCUGUUCUUGCCAUAAUAUGGACUUGGUCUUUUCCCAAAUAGGGCUAUCUUCUGUAUACCACCCCUACCUUGUCACAACACAACUGAUUGGCUCAAACGUAUUAAGAAGGCUAGAAAUUCCACAAAUUAACCUUUAAGAAUGCACACUGUUAAUUGAAAUGCAUUCCAGGUGGCUACUUUGAAGAAUCUCAAAUAUAAAAUAUAUUUUGAUUUGUUUAACAGUUUUUUGGUUACUACAUGAUUCAAUGUGUGUUAUUUCAUAGUUUUGAUGUCUUCACUAUUAUUCUACAAUGUAGAAAAUUGUAAAAAUAAAGAAAAACCAUGGAAUGAGUAGGUGUGUCCAAACCUUUGACUGGUACUGUAUUUUAGCAAGCUGUUGAAAGUGGUUUACUUCCUUAUUCUGAUGUUACAGACCUCCCUCAGCCCAGACUGACAGUGAGUUCUACAGUCAUCAGAGAGAGAGACUCAGUUCAGCUGAGCUGUGAGGCUCCUCCAUAUGUCUCUGUGUCUCAGUGUUACUUCUACACAGAGGGGAGACAUCCUAAACCCUCACCCUGUACGAGGUCACUCACGGGGACUGAGCUACUCUCAUGGGCAGGUCAAAGUUCAUCUGCUGAGGUCAAACUGAGAUGUUUUUACACAGUAGAGACUCGCUAUCCAUCGACGCACACUGACCCUGCGCCUAUCACUAUUCUUGGUAAGAGAUUAUUAUUAUGAAUACACUGAUCUGACUGGCUCACUGUAAUAGGAUUGGAAUAUAUAAUGUCAUGCUAACAUAUGCAAACAAUGUAUUUCUUACUCUUUUAGUUAUCUAAUACAGAAAGAGGUGUGUAUUCUCAUUAACCUACGGUAUAGACCGUUAUUGAUGUGUUCUCCUCACAGGUGAACUACAGAAACCAGACAUUAGUGUCAAUGACGAAUCUUCUCAUGACAUCACUAUUGCCUGUGUUCUUCCUGAGUCUGUCAGUGAUGGUCGUAGCUGUAACCUGUACACUGGAGACCAGCCUCAGGCUUACAAAGAGGCUUGGGUCAGGAGAUUUAACGCAGCAUCAUCCAAACUAUUCUGUACCUUCAGUGUUACUAAGAAUGAUCUGUUCAGGCAUCUGCAGUUGAAGAGAGAUGUGAGAUGUGACUAUAGAGUGAACACAGGGUUACACUCUCUCUCUCCCCGCAGUGAUGAAUACAUUAUCACAGGUAAGAUACUUACAUAAAAAAUACAGAAAUAUGUAUUAUAUGUACAUUUUUUAAGUGCAGUUUUAUUAGUAUGGGCAAAAACCGGUUGAAUCUACGUUGUUUUCACGUCUUUUCAACAAAGAAUUACAAUGUUUUUCCUUCUGAUGACAUUAAAUCAACGUGGAAAAUGUAUUGGAUUUGCCAAAAGCCAUCGACAUAAAGGAAUUUUGGGAAUGCUUGUCUUUCUUUCACCCAACUUUAACCUAAAUCCAAUGACAUGGCUGAAAUUAUUUUGAAUUCACUUUGAAUUCACAUUAGUUGACAACUCAAUCAAAUGUAAAUCAUGUGGAACUGACGUCUGUGCACAUUGGGGAAUUGCUUAAUUUAUUGCUAACUAAUUUAGAACAAAAUCAAUUAGCUUUAAUGAAUGUUUUUAAAUCACAGUCCAAGUUUCUUCAAAAUAGUUAUACAAAUCAUAAAUCCAUGUUAUGUUUAUGACUAUCAUGAUUUGAACUUGCAUUGUGAAAGACUGUAGGCUCUACAGUAUAUUUUUAUAUGCAGAAUGGUGUGCCUUUUACUUCAUUAAGUCUUUGUCCUCUCCCAACAGGUCAGAAACCAAAUAUUACAGUCAGUCUGAAAGAGAACCUCAUCAUCACCUGUUUAAUUCCUGGAUCUGUCAGUAAUGACACCCCCUGUAACCUGUAUGUUGGAGAGCAGAGUCAGUAUUUUAUAAGAGCACCCAUCAGGAAGAAGAAACACACAGAUUCCAAAGGCUGGUUCUGUCAAUUCUUUGUGGCUGAGAGUGAUCUGAUCCGACGUCUACAGUCAGUGAGGCGUAAGGAGGUGAGCUGUGACUACAGAGUGAGCUCAGGACCAAACUCUCUCUCUCCACGCAGUGAUGGGUACAGAUUUACAGGUGAGUCAUAAUCUAUACAAUAAUAAUCUAUCAGUGCUGCAGGUCUUCAUGAUCUGACUUCCCUUUGAUCAUUUUAGUAUGACUAUAUUCAUUCUGACCCUCCCCCACUCACUCAAUCACUCACUCACUCACUCACUCACUCUCAUCUUCGCUCGCUCCUUGGAGCAUAGCGCUUCAACAUAUGGAUCUCCACACUCUUAUUCUGGGCCAGGUCCCAGGCUGAUCUGGUGUUGAGUCCCAGGUUGUGUACAUCGUCCCCCAACUGGUCGGACCACCUGGCUCUCUGUCUUCCUCUUGGGUGUGGCCAGUUGGGGGAUGGCUCCUUGAGGAUGAGGGCAGGCGGGGAGCUACUGCCAGUUAAUAGCAUUCUGACCCACAAGCUAAAGACCACAUUCCAAUCCCAAAAUGGUUGUAGAUCUGGUGGGAGUUCACAUCAGUGAUCCAACAGCUAAACAGACAUUCUCUACAGCAGGGAGACAAAGGGGGUUUCAGCAGUAAGUAUAGCUGUUGGAAUGGCUUUCUCUGUAAUUCAUUGUGUUGAUGAUGGAGGAUGUUGUUUAGAACACUUUACAUUAGAAACCUUAUAUAAUUGUGUUCAUAAAUAUGAAACCAGUCUCAACAUCAGCGCCUGGGACCAUUACCACAAGUAAUACAAUUUCUUUGUUCAAUCUGGUUUAGUGUUUAGAUCGUAUCUAUGCACUGUUAUGCUUCUGCUGUUAGAUAACACGGUGACCUUAUUCUAGGAAGCUGUCAACAACAAUCAACACCUUAUCUGUCCUGAAAGACUUUAUCACCUUAUGAAUUGGUCUUAUCAUCUCUAUAAUGAGGAGAAAUAUAAUCAACCUGGGCUAGAAGCAAUCUGUCUGUAGUGAUUUUUAUAGUCCUACUUUGUCAUAAAGAUAUUUCAAAAGGCCAACAACAACAUAAUGAUCAUUAAUAUGAUCAUGAAUAAAAUGCUAAUUUCAUUAAUAUUUCUUCUCAGUGGGUUUGACUCCAGGUCCUAGAUCUACUUUGCCGGCCAGCACGACAGUGAGUCCUACAGAAGGUGUGUUGGUCCUCUAAAUCACCAUCUCUGCAAAUACCAAUUGUACAGUCAAGGGUUUAGAUCACGGGCCUGUAAAAUUAAGUGACCAACAUUUUAAUGUAAUACUGUAUUCUUGUGUAAUCAUAUUGCUUCCGACUAGUUUCAACUGUUACUUCUACUUUGACCCCAGACACCACAGUGAGACCAACUACCAGUAAGUAGGCCUACAAAGUUUAACUUACAUCUAUAUUUUUGUUCACAUUAAUUCACUAAAGCUCCAACCGAUUUAUGAAUUGACCCAUUCAUAGCUGCUUGUGAUUUUCAGUCCAGAUUUUGAUUGAUUCAUCUGAUUUGUAGGUAAUGUGUAGUGUACUUCUCUCUUUCUGCUUAUUGAAUGACCUUAGAUAUUACAUUAAUUUAUAUUUGUUUUUGUGUAAUAUGAGUUAUCUCAUCUCACCAGGUUUGACCUCUCCUUUGACCCCCAGUACAGCAGUGAAUCCUACAUCAGGUGUGUUGGUCAUCUUUCUCUAGUUAGUAGAUAGAACCUAAACAAAUAGAAUAGCUUUAUCUUACCCAGGUUUUUUACUCACACAUUUUCCCUGAUAAAAAAGAAAGUUGAUAUUUAAUUAAUUAAAUCAACCCAUUUAGAUAUCUUUAUUUUUGUGUAAUCAGAUCCAAUGACUUUGCUUUGCACCAGGUUGGACUACUAGUUCUACUUUGACAACUGAUACCCCAAAGUGGCCACACGAUUUUAGUUUAGUGGCGUAAUAAGUUGUGUUGUGUGUUAACUGUUAUUAAACAGUCUCUCUCUUGCAUGUGCCCAGGAGGUCAAAGCUCCACAGAAAGCGUUC